Molecule: messenger RNA, 1161 nt
Organism: Aspergillus clavatus NRRL 1
Lineage: Eukaryota; Fungi; Ascomycota; Eurotiomycetes; Eurotiales; Aspergillaceae
Exons: 2
Coding region: 1-1161 (386 amino acids)
Source: RefSeq, a predicted model, not a curated record
AUGGCAGCCAAAGUCUUCCUCCCCCUCCUUAGCGUAUUCGCGUUGUAUGCCAUUUUCUACUUCGCUGAGAUCAAUGGCUUGCACCGUCUGGCACUGGAGGCUAUCGCCUCAAGAAAAUUGCCCGGCACCAACGAGCCCCUGCGUACAGUCUAUACGGGUGUUGAACCAAUAGACGAGGUACUGGCUGGAUUGAUCACUUUUUUCUGGCCUGCCACCGAUGGUAGCAGUCCGGCCAUGACGUUGCAUUCUAUUGCCUUCUCUGGAACGUUCGGGGCUGCUUGGAUGCUUGUAACGAUGGAGUCAUGGAGACGCGGAAAUGCAUGGACAGUCGCCGCCUUUCCCAUGAUCUUUGGCCUUUUGGCGCAAGUGCUCACUUUCGCCUUCGCCACGCCGCUGUACUGCGCCCUCCAGCUAUCUAGCUCCGUCACCGCGCGCAAACCCAAUCCUGAGAACAUUCGUAUCUCUCGGGUUGUGCUCAAUGCCAUUCCCUUGGUCUUCGUGGUGGGGUUCAUGGUUCCCACCGUGCUCAUAACCGUUCCCGUUUCGGAGCAUGUCACGACCGACAUGAAGCAAAUCUUCAUUGCCUCUUGGCAACCCUGGCCUGCAUACGUCGCCAUCGCUCUCACUGUGGUCAACGUCCUCUUCAGCCCCUUUGUGAGCAAUGACCGUUCGAUUGAAAGUGGGCGCGCGUCUCUCCGAUCCCUGCGAUUUGUAUACGCCUUUGCAUUUGCUAGUGCUGCCAUCACCCAUCUGAUUUCGUGGACUCUGUCCCUAGCUACCGUUGUCGUGCCUGUUAUCUUCGAGGAGGGGGUCUUGCAUGCACUGCAUCCGUCGAAGGUCUUUGAGAUCGCACUUCCUUGGGCAGUGCCUGCACUGCAGGUGAACAGUAUCAGUGAGGGUGUACAUGUCUUUCUACGCUGGGAUUACCUGGUCGGCUCCGCUGGAGUGCUGAUCUGGGCACUGAGCUUGUACAAAACCGCUCACAGGGUGGUCUAUGGUCAGGUUCGGUGGUUCGACCUGCUGAAAAAGGUUGCGCUGUUGGUGGUUCUGGUCGGGCCUGCGGGAGCCGCUGUGGAGUUGAUGUGGGAACGUGAUGAGCUGAUCAUUCAUGGGAUUGGGGGUCUGAAGCGCCAGGCGUCGCAGGAGAAGAAGUUUUCAUAG